AUGACAUCAAGUUGUGCGUUGUCGAGCGAUAAGCGCGAGCAGCUCGCAAGCCUCAGCCUGCUUGAUGCUGAGCAUAUGGCCGCAUUCCGCCUCGCAUUAGACAACGUACUCCUCACAGAAGUCGCAGAGAACACUUACGCCGAGAUCAUUGAUGGCCUUCCGACAAGGGAGUCGUGGCGCGAUUUCAACCCCUGGAGGCCAGGACAUCCCGUUGAAGAACUGAAGCAUGACAAGCUUUGCGCAGGUUGGCGAGAGAAGGCAAGGAAACUUCGUCCGGACCUCGACAUCUAUCUACUGUCUUUUCCUGUCUGGGUACUCCAAGACUUCCAGAACACAAGUCCAAGUACUAGGGAAUACCUGCUAGCCCUUGUCGAACUGCUAGCCAGAGCCUGCCACCAGAUUGCAUCUUUCCUUUCCCAGCUUGAUCAAGGGGUCCAUAAACAUGAAUUGUAUGCAGCCUGGCGCGAUUCUCCGAGUGAUCAUCUACCAAGCUGGCACCGGUUACGGCCACCAUGUGCGUUCACACACUGGUCAUACGUCUUCUACGAACAAUAUCCACAUGGUCUUGCAGACGUAGCGGGCUACUGGGCAGAGGCUAAGAUCUUUGGUGGCGUUAUCGUUUUUGAUCGCGCGCCAUCAGGAACUGAGCGUCGUGAAAUGUAUCUGCACAAUGGCAGCCUUAAAGGCCCAUCGACUCUGUUUCCCCCAACUGCCGAGCAGUUUGAAUCACUGACACAAUUCCUACUUGCGUCUGAUAACGCGCAGACUCAAGACCGUGGCUCGUGCCCGAUUCCAAUCAGAGCAUCGCUCCGCAACGGUUGGCGGUACCACGCCGAUGAUGCAAUAUCUCAGUUCAACAUCUUUCGGGACCGGUACGAGAGAAAGGAGCCACCAAGCAGAUGCGAAAGCCGUAUCAACGGAUGGAACUGGCCCGAGGUCGCAUAUGAGAUCAAUCUCCUGAACUUGCGAGCGGCCCGCGCACAGGGAGAGCCCGUGGAUGAUGCGGAAAUCGCCGAGGCCGAGGAAGGGAUUAAGCGUAUCACGCCGUCGUCUCCUAACUGGUGGCAGCGUAGGGGAGGCAUGUAA
Molecule: messenger RNA, 1086 nt
Organism: Diaporthe citri
Lineage: Eukaryota; Fungi; Ascomycota; Sordariomycetes; Diaporthales; Diaporthaceae
Exons: 3
Coding region: 1-1086 (361 amino acids)
Source: RefSeq, a predicted model, not a curated record